Molecule: messenger RNA, 2257 nt
Organism: Impatiens glandulifera
Lineage: Eukaryota; Viridiplantae; Streptophyta; Magnoliopsida; Ericales; Balsaminaceae
Product: cyprosin-like
Exons: 13
Coding region: 451-2043 (530 amino acids)
Biological process (GO): proteolysis; lipid metabolic process
Molecular function (GO): aspartic-type endopeptidase activity
Source: RefSeq, a predicted model, not a curated record
AGAGAGAGAGUUUUCCCAAGAAUCAUCGAUCCAUUAGAUCAACUUUUAAUCGGAGAAUGAUCCCGUUGUUCACUGUAGAGUAAAAGCUGAAUAACGUGGAUUGGUUUAACUGUUGUCCUUUUACUUAAUUAGUUAAUCGAAAAUUCCUCUCCUCGCUUUCCUGAACCAGAAACAGAGACAAACAAAUGAAACCCAAUAAUCAUAUGCUUGCAUGAAGACAAACUUUGUGGAAUAGAUAUGAUUUGGACUCCCACAUUUGCACUGUAAGAGAUGUGUUUCCAUGAAGUUUCCUCACAGUAGCAUGAAUUGGAUUUAUCAUUCAUGACUUUAUAAAAAACACCAUAUCCAUCUUCAUUCUCAAGUAUCAGGGGGACGAGAAAGGCUGAGUUUUGCUUGUAGACCUCAUUUUUAGCUUGCAAUCUAUCCCAUUGACGAGCAAAGUUUGACAACAUGGGUGUUAAGUUUAAGGUCACUCCGCUGUUAAUGCUGUUGUGCUUCCUUGCACAAGCUUCGUCUGGCCUUUCAUCAUCAUCGAAUGAUGGGUUGUUCAGAAUAAGGCUAAAGAAGAGGAAGCUGGACAUGAUUGACAUUAGAAAAGGGAAAGCCUACAGGGCUUCAUUAAUGAUGAACUAUAGCAUGGCUGGUCAUAACAACAACACCAACAUCACAGAUCCUGAUGCUGGCAUUGUCUCGCUAAAGAACUACAUGGAUGCUCAGUAUUUUGGUGUCAUAGCCAUUGGUACACCUUUCCAAGAAUUCAAUGUCAUUUUUGACACUGGAAGUUCUAAUCUUUGGGUUCCUUCUUCCAAGUGCUACUUCUCUGUGGCUUGCUAUUUCCAUCCCAAAUACAGAUCAAGCCAGUCGAGCACUUACUGCAAAAAUGGAAAAUCAGCUGAAAUUCAUUAUGGAACUGGAGCUAUAUCAGGGUUCUUCAGCAAAGACUAUGUCACUAUUGGGGGCCUCAUUGUUAGGAACCAGGACUUCAUUGAGGCAACUAAGGAGCCUAGUGUCACUUUCCUGGCUGCAAAGUUUGAUGGCAUUCUUGGACUCGGAUUUCAAGAGAUCUCUGUCGGGAACGCUGUUCCUGUUUGGUACAACAUGGUUAAUCAGAGCGUGGUCAAAGAACCCGUCUUUUCGUUUUGGUUUAACCGCAAUGCUGGAGAUAUCCAAGGAGGUGAAGUUGUGUUUGGUGGAAUGGAUACUAGUCAUUUUGUCGGUAAUCAUACUUAUGUCCCCGUGACAGAGAAAGGCUAUUGGCAGUUUGAUAUGGACGAUGUUCAAAUCAAUGGGAAAUCAACAGGUUUCUGCUUGGGUGGCUGUCCGACCAUUGCUGAUUCUGGCACUUCGUUAUUGGCAGGACCUUCGCGUGUAGUAGCAGACCUGAAUCGGGCAAUUGGAGCCACAGGAGUUGUGGGCCUCGUAUGCAAGUCGGUGGUUACUCAAUAUGGAAUGACUAUUCUGGACAUGCUGAAACAAAAGGUUGAUCCUCAAAAGAUUUGCCCUCAAAUUGGCUUAUGCACCUCUCUAUCUGGCAAUGAGGAUGACAGCAUUCGGAUUAAGAUGGUGGGUGAGUUGGAGAAGGAAGAAUCAACGACGACUCCGGGUGGGAACAGCAACCUCAUGUGUACGGCUUGUCAAAUGAUUGUUGUGUUUAUUCAGAAUCAUAUGAGGCAAAAUGAGACCGAGGAUCAAAUCCUAAACUUCAUUAACCAGUUCUGUGAGAGAUUGCCGAAUCCAAUGGGUGAAUCUGCUGUUGAUUGUGAUUCUCUCUCGAGCAUGCCUAAUGUCACACUGACCAUUGGUGGCAGAGACUUUGAUCUUUCUCCUCACCAGUAUAUCCUGAAAGUUGGCGAGGGAGUUGCACAACAAUGCAUAAGCGGAUUUACAGCGUUUGAUGUGCCUCCCCCUCGGGGACCUCUCUGGAUUCUGGGAGAUAUUUUCAUGGGGCAAUACCACACGGUUUUUGACUAUGGGAAAAUGAGAAUUGGAUUUGCUGAAGCUGUGGGAGUGAAUGGAGAAGAAGAUGAAGAUCUUAAUUCCUAGUCAAUAUAUUGUGUUAAGGUUUGGAAACACCAUUUUGCAAUAAACUCUUGUAAAAUAUUUAUGUUUUUAAUUUAUGUUUGAAUUGGGGGAUAGUCUUCUUUUGCAAGGAGUUUAAAGUACUCUUUACAUUGCAAGCAAAGUUGUAACCUUUUUGAUAGUGUGUCAGUGUCUUAAAAAUGCUGACUUAAUUUAAAGAAAUAUAUCUUCUUGUUGU